CCGCCAGAAGUCUACAGUGCCCAAACAUCCACCAGUCCAAGCCAAGGGACGGACGGACCACAUCCAGCUCUACGGCCGGCCGAGGGCACCACCCGUCAUGUCGCUGCGGCGCCUCCUAGGCCUAGGCCUCUCCGGCCGCUCCCUCUCCAUCACCGACCUCCCCGGCCGUCUCCGCCGCUCCCUCUCCUCCUCCUCCACCGCCUCCUCGCACCCGCCAUGGGCCAUCAUCGACGACACGACCAUGGUCGACAGAUCGUCGUCGGCCCCGGGCGUGCGCUUCCGCCGCGCCCAGCCUCCGGGCGUCUCCAACAUCACGGCCGCGGCGCACCUCGUCGGCCCCAGGGACGUCCCCGCCGCCGACAGCAACGUCAUCCAAGUCCUCGGCGGCGAAGUCAGCGCGGCCAGCGGCGACGGCCACCUCCUCCUCAGCUACCUCGACCUUCAGGCGGAGGCCUCCUGCACCGCCUGGGAGCUCACCGCGGCCCCCGAAAUCCAGCGCUUCGUCUACAACCCCGUCAGCGGCCAGGCGCUCCCUCUGCCGGACAUCGAUGGCUCGAAAAGGGCCCUGUUUUGUCACCGCAUGGGCCUCCUCACCCAAGCCGACGGCGGGCUCGGGCGCAGUCCGCCUGACCGGUUCGCCGUCGCCGAGCUCGUCGGCCAGGGCGCCGCCCUUGUGCGGUUUCUCUCCGAGGAAGGGACGUGGAGGACGGUGAUGCUGGGCAGACCAUCGCUGCUCCCGCGCCGGAUGGACGCAAACCAGUCGACGGUGGCCUUCGGCGGCCGGCUGUGGUGGGUCGACCUGACCUUUGGGGCCAUCUCCGUCGACCCCUUCAGCGACCGGCCGGAGUCCCACCUCGUCGAGCUGCCGAGCGGCAGCGUGCUGCCUGAGCGUCCAGUUACAUUUGCAGUUGACGGAGAUCUUAGGAAGGUCCACGACAAGACGAGUUUCAUGCUAGAGGUGGCCAGGCACCGCCGCGUCGGCGUAAGCGAGGGGAUGCUGCGCUACGCCGAGGUGUCUCCUGUCGACCCGUUCCUGCUCAGCUACUAUGUGCUCGACGACGACAAUGGCAGCGGCUGGACGCUGGAGCACCAGGUGGCGCUCAAGCAGGUCUUGGCCGAUGGAGGCUACCCGUCGGCGUCGGCGGCGCCACAGAUUGCCGUGCUUGACCCACUGAAUGCGAAUGCCAUAUACCUUAAGGUCGGCAAGAACGUCGUCAUCGUGGACAUGCACAAUGUGAAGGUGAUCGGGGCCUCUCCGCUUGAAGGCGACUACUUUUCUCUGCUACCAUGCGUGUUUCCACCGUGGCUUGGAUCAAGCCGGAUCCCCAGUACCCCAGGCAACAACGAUGACAUGGAAGGGACAGAUGAUCUGGUUAGUUGUGUCUAUAACUUUUGAGUGAGUAUCAGGCUACCAGCUUAUGUAUCCCUGGGUUUCGUGGAACUAAUACUGGAUGGAGAGUUGUGUUAUAUUAGGAAGGAAGCUGCCAGUGGUCUGUCAAACUCUCAUUUUGGGGAAAUCUGGAUAAUUUUGGGUUUAUCUUAGGUUGCUGAUUAACUACUACUACCCCUGUAACUAAAUAUAAGACGUUUUUGCAGUUUAAAUUGAACUGCAAAAACGUCUUAUAUUUAGUUACAGAGGUAGUAUCUUGUUUCGAGGUAGCUGCUUCAGCCGCCAAACUAGGGCAUUCCAGUAGAACUAAAUUAAAUCUGGCAGCAGUUUCGUUCAUGAAAGUUUACCAGAUUGGCGGUAUGAAGGUACUUUUCACCGCUGUGAAGCUGCAUACUGCCAUCUUAUCUGACAUCAAAGAGUUGCUUAUGAUGUUUAGCAAUUUCUCUUCCACCUUUUUUCGGCAGAAUAGGCAAAGUUGCCGCUCACAUGUGUGCUAAAACUUCUAGUACUAAGAUUAUGCAAAGAUGCAAGUGGAUCAGCUCUGCUCCUGAUUUCUUGUUU
Molecule: messenger RNA, 1951 nt
Organism: Hordeum vulgare subsp. vulgare (domesticated barley)
Lineage: Eukaryota; Viridiplantae; Streptophyta; Magnoliopsida; Poales; Poaceae
Exons: 3
Coding region: 98-1396 (432 amino acids)
Source: RefSeq, a predicted model, not a curated record